GCACGUAGAGACGCGUGAAUCCAAACUAUCUGUCCACGCGCAGCCGGGAUGGCACAGUUCACGCGGCGUUUCUAGUCACAGUUUGGGAUUAUUUUGGACACUUGGUGAGUUCGCGCCUCGCUGUAAACUCUAAGCGGUUUUCACUGUUUUUGCUUCACUGCGUGGGACGGACGGAGAGGGUUUAUCGCCGCCUCACCCCCUUCGGGUGGAUUUGAGAGAAAUGAGUGAGAGGAGGCGAUCUGCUGCAGCUCUGAGCUCGAGAGCCCACGCGUUUUCAGUGGAAGCCCUGAUCGGCUCCAACAAGAAGAGGAAGCUCCGGGGCUGGGAGGACAAGGAGCUGGAGCUGUCCAUGGAGAGCCUCGGCACGGAGGGGGAGGACGCGGCGCACUGUCUGGAUAUGGACCCGGACUCAGAGGCGAGUCCCGGCUCGGACGGAGAGGGUCUGGCCGAGAGGACGUCGUGCUCCUUCGACUCCCCAGCUGACCUGGCCCCGGUCCCCUGCGAACCGUCGCCCCCCGCCUCCAUGGAGGAGAUCCAGGUGGAGCUGCAGUGCGCCGACCUGUGGAAGCGCUUCCAUGACAUCGGCACGGAGAUGAUCAUCACCAAGGCGGGCAGGAGGAUGUUUCCUGCCAUGCGAGUCAAGAUCGCCGGUCUGGACCCUCACCAGCAGUAUUACAUCGCCAUGGACAUCGUGGCUGUGGACAACAAGAGAUACAGGUAUGUGUACCACAGCUCUAAGUGGAUGGUGGCAGGAAACGCAGACUCCCCGGUCCCUCCGAGGGCGUACAUCCACCCCGACUCCCUGGCCUCCGGAGACACCUGGACGAGACAGGUGGUCAGCUUCGACAAACUCAAACUCACCAACAACGAGCUGGACGACCAGGGACACAUCAUCCUGCACUCCAUGCACAAGUAUCAGCCUCGUGUUCAUGUGAUCAGGAAGGACUUCAGCAGCGAGCUGUCUCAGAACAAGCCGGUGCCGAGCGGGGAGGGAGUGAAGACCUUCAGCUUCCCCGAGACCGUGUUCACCACCGUCACUGCCUACCAGAACCAACAGAUCACCAGACUAAAGAUCGACCGCAACCCGUUUGCCAAAGGAUUCAGAGACUCCGGCCGAAACAGGACCGGCCUGGAGGCGAUCAUGGAGACCUACGCUUUCUGGAGACCUCCUGUGAGGACCCUCACGUUUGAAGACUUCACCAACAUGCAGAAACAGCAAGGUGGAAGUACAGGCACCUCUCCCACCACCUCCAGCACAGGAACCCCCUCCCCCUCUGGUGCGGCUCACCUCCUGUCUCCCUCCUGUUCCCCUCCCACCUUCCACCUGGCCCCCAACACCUUCAAUGUGGGCUGCAGGGAGAGUCAGCUCUGCAACCUGGGCCUGUCCGAGUACCCGGCCUGCGCUCGCAGCAACAUGGCCGCCCUGCAGGGCUACGGCGGCCUGGCCGACAGCUCCUACGGACGCCUCCAGGCUGCAGGGGGCGCUGUGGCCUCGGGGCAGCCUUCUGAAUCCUUCCUGCCGCAGAGGACUUCCUCCCUGAUCGCUGCUGGCAUGCAGGGCGGCCCUCACGCCUCCCUGAGCGGCGGUGGUGGUGGCGGCUCUGGAGGAAAGAUGGAUGCCUAUGGCGGUCAGUUGGGCUCCUUCCCGGCCUCGCAGCUCCAGUACGUGAUGCAGGCCGGAGGAGGCUCAGGCUCCGCCCCUUCCUCCUCAUCAGGAUCCUCCCCUUCCCCCCACAUGUUCAGCGGGGGCCACCACCACGUGCAGCAGGGCUCCUACAACGCUUUCUCCCUGCACAACCCUUACAACCUGUACGGAUACAACUUCCCCACCUCCCCUCGCCUGGCUGCCAGCCCCGAGAAGCCUCAGGGAGGUUUGCUCUGCUCCUCGUCUUCAGCCGGGGCCUUCGCCGAGCGCCAGUACCUGUCCAACGGGAGCAUGGACACUAUGCACAUGAUCGGCAACAACAGCGGCGGCCAGCAGGGCGGCAGCUCCUGCGAUGGACGUCAGUAUGGCUCCUCCUCUCAGAUGUCCAUGCACAUGGUGUAGAAACUUGGAUUGAACCUCACAGUCCUCCAUGUUUCUUAAGUCUUUCAGCUGGAAAGCUAUAAACCCGGUGUGGUGUUGAUGUUGGACCGGUGUUUUUACAUGAAGCGCUUAUGUACUGAGGUACGAAACAAGCCUUUCAGAAAAGGACAUCAUUUGUUUUUAAAGACACUCCACAACAUACAAAGCAUUAUAGAGGGAGUCAAAACUAUUAUUUAAUUAUCUUUGUAUUAUGAAGUGAAGAUAGAGACAGCAACCUGACUCUCUUACUCUUACUGACAAGAGAGAAACAACCAAACUCAGAUUGUGAUAAAGAAGGAGCCCACAUGCUCCAGUUCAGAAGGGAUUAUCAGUUGUGAAGCUGUUACAGUGCAAUAGUAGCAACGCUCUUUUCAAGGGACACUCUUGGGACUCGAAGGCCUUGCCGUCAAGACAUUUUGCAACCAAAGAAUCUUCACUGUGAUCCAGGAGUUUUCACUUCACGCAGCACUUGUGCCAAAUCGUCUGGAGGUCAGUGGUUUGCCACCAUGGUCUGAAGUUUGGCUGAAAUGAAAGGGACAACUGGACAAGAUCUCUGCAGGACUCACUGCUCCACACAGGAUGAAGUAUGUGUGGAAACACGUGGACUUCAUCAACCCCUUACCCUCAUAGACUGGAAUGGCUUCACUAUUUUUGAGUGGAUUAUGUUUUUUAGCAUAUAUAUAAGAUGGCGAAUGCAAUCAAUAACAUAAGCUUAAAAGUUGUUGUGUGAAAAAGUUAUUAAAGAAGCAAUAGCAGACGGAGAAAUUAAAGUAUGUUUUGGUGUGUUGUAGAGAUAUGUAUUUAAGUGCUGAGCAAUAUAACAAUUUUACUGGCCAAUCUGUUUUAAAAUGUGUGAAGAAAAGGGAAAUGGCAAAGUAAUUCUUUUUUUUGAGGCAUUUAAAAAAAAAAUGUAAAUACAGGUGCCAAGCACGUAAAAAGCUCAA
Molecule: messenger RNA, 3009 nt
Organism: Trematomus bernacchii (emerald rockcod)
Lineage: Eukaryota; Metazoa; Chordata; Actinopteri; Perciformes; Nototheniidae
Gene: tbx15
Product: T-box transcription factor 15
Exons: 8
Coding region: 221-2047 (608 amino acids)
Biological process (GO): positive regulation of DNA-templated transcription; regulation of transcription by RNA polymerase II; cell fate specification
Cellular component (GO): nucleus
Molecular function (GO): DNA-binding transcription factor activity, RNA polymerase II-specific; RNA polymerase II cis-regulatory region sequence-specific DNA binding
Source: RefSeq, a predicted model, not a curated record